This is a messenger RNA of Linum trigynum, 282 nucleotides long. The record is from the annotation of a GenBank genome assembly. Lineage: Eukaryota; Viridiplantae; Streptophyta; Magnoliopsida; Malpighiales; Linaceae.
AUGCCUUCAUUGCACCGGUGGGGAUAUCAAAACAAGAAGGAAUCCGGCGCUUCCCAGCUUGAGGAGGAAGGAGUCCGACCUGUCGCCACCUCUCAUGCACCUCCUUUGUCGCCGCCCUACUCUGUCAAAAGAAGGAAGAAGAGAGUCGCCGCCACCUGGAUUUUAACCUGUCUGACGAGCAUGCGAGAGAGACAAGUCACACGUGACGACGGAUCAGGGUGGGCAACCCGCACUUCUGACGAACGGUCGGCGAAGCGUCGGGGCGGCAGGAAACCUAUAUGA